Molecule: messenger RNA, 1419 nt
Organism: Oncorhynchus keta (chum salmon)
Lineage: Eukaryota; Metazoa; Chordata; Actinopteri; Salmoniformes; Salmonidae
Product: dachshund homolog 2-like
Exons: 8
Coding region: 73-966 (297 amino acids)
Source: RefSeq, a predicted model, not a curated record
AGUGAUUCUUCCUGGGAUAAGGAGAGGCUGGUGUCGGCCCUGUCUGGAGGUGGUGGGGUGGGCAGAAUAGGGAUGGGGGGACUACAGAGUCUUAACAACCAGGUGAACUCACUACAGAAACAACUACUGGCCAACCGUCUCCAGGACCUCCCCUUCGUGAUGAUGACCCACCCCUUACUUCCUGUCCGGGUGCCCCCGGCGUCGGUUGCCAUGGCGAUGUCGCAGAUGAACCACCUCAACACCAUCGCUAACAUGGCGGCCGCCGCGCAGAUGCACACAUACACACACCAGGCCCCCAUCGUCAAGGAGCGUGUGUGUGACAGUCCAUCCCCAUCUCCUUCUGUCGACGAUAUACACACACCUCUCUUGUCCCAGCAGUCCUCACAGUCCAGCUCUACAGCAUCCAGCUCACCAGACCGUCUAACUCUCGAUAGAGAUGUUACUGAAAGACAAAUAUCAGUGAAUAAAAUAGACAGAGUGAAAGAAGACUCUUCAUUGGCUCUCCCCAUGUCGAAGCCUUCAUUUGAUAGGCUGUCACUAGGCCAGGCCCUGCCCCCUGGCUUCCCUGCUCCCUUCCUGUUUGCUGGUGGAGUUUCCUCUGUUGAGACUCUACUCACCAACAUACAGGGCCUUCUGAAGGUGGCUGUAGAGAAUGCCCGUGUCCAGGACACUCAGAUCCAGGCAGAGAAGAGAGGACUGAAGAUGGAGCUGUACCGAGAGAGAGAGAUGAGAGAGAGUCUGGAGAGACAACUCACCUCUGAGUUACAGAGUAAAGCCUCCAUUCAGAAGCGCUUAAAGAAAGAGAAGAAAGCCAAGAGGAAGCUUCAGGAAGCAUUGGAGUUUGAGUCCAAACGGAGGGAGACGUUGGAGCAUUCUCUCAAACACUCCUCCUCCUUGUUUCCCUCCCCCUCUCCUCCCGACACGCUACACACCAGCAGCAACGAUAUAGUUGUACCUGAAGACUAACCAGAACUGAGUGGAAACCAGGACAAGACACUCUGAUUGGUCAAGAUCUGACCUUCAGUUCUGAUGACCUCACCCCUGACCCCGUCACGGGAAAACACCAGCCCGUUGCCACGACGACCUAGACAGUGGACCUCCUGGAAAGCCCCCUUUCUCAUCCCCGAUGACUGACUAUCGUACGGCCUCAGGAAUAAACGGAUGAACCAAUUAGAGGAGAGUAAAAUAAUAUAUAUAUAUAUAUUGGAUCAGAGCGACAUCAGUGUUCUGUUUGUUCCUUCUGAAACUUGGACUGAUGGGAAGAGAGGAAUGUUGUUUUUUCAUCGCUUCAACUUUACAUCUGUCUAGUUCUAUCUCUUCAACUUUACAUCUGUCUAGUUCUAUCUCUUCAACUUUACAUCUGUCUAUUUCUAUCUCUUCAACUUUACAUCUGUCUAUUUCUAUCUCUUCAACUUUACA